AUGGGUCGGCUUGAUCGACUUGAACUCGAAAACUUCAAAUCGUACAAAGGACUGCAGACUAUUGGGCCUUUUCAUAAUUUUACAUCGGUAAUUGGUCCUAAUGGAGCAGGAAAAUCAAAUCUUAUGGAUGCUAUUUCCUUUGUUCUUGGAAUAAAAUCUGCUCAAUUACGAUCAUCUCAGCUUAAAGAUUUGAUCUAUCGAGGUCGAGCUAUGCAAGAUGAUGACGAAGAGGUCACUGAUGGAAUGGCUAUUGAAGGACGUACCAAUAAUCCAAAGCGAGCUUGGGUCAUGGCCGUAUAUAAAGAUGAUAAUGGAAAUGAAAUUAAAUUUACAAGAAGUAUAACAACAUCUGGCGCAAGUGAAUAUAAAAUAAAUAAUAAACCUGUUACAUAUGCGAAGUAUAAUUCUACUUUGGAACAACAAAAUAUAUUGGUAAAAGCGCGAAACUUUUUAGUUUUCCAGGGUGAUGUUGAAGCUAUCGCAUCUCAAUCUCCUAAAGAUCUAACUAGAUUGAUUGAACAAAUCAGCGGAUCAUUGGAAUUGAAAGCCGAAUAUGAGCAAUUAAAAGUUCAGCAAGAACGAGCAACAGAGAAUUCCGCGUUUAAUUUUAACAAAAAACGUGGAAUUAAUUCGGAGAUACAAGAAUAUCAAAGACAGAAAGCCCAAGCGCAACAGUUUGAGAAAUUACAGGCUGAAAGAACCCAAAUUUUAGUCGAUUAUCUUCUCUGGAAAUUAUUUCAUAUCCAACAGAAUAUACAAGGGUACAAGGGAGAGAUUGAUGAGCAUAACGAUGUCAUAAGAAGAAGACAAAGAGAACAGAAAAAAUUUGAUUCAGAAUUAAAGGAAGCCAGAUUGGAACAAUCAAAAGUUCAUAAAGAAUAUUUUCAAAUGGAAGGUGUUAUUAAAUCCAAAGAAAAAGAAUUGGAAGAAAAGCGUCCGGCUUUACUUACUGUUGAGGAGAAAAUAUUUCAUUCCAAAAGGAAGUUGAGUCAGUAUGAGCAAGAUGCUGAAAGAGUUCGAAAGGAUUUCGAUCGUCAAGUAAGGAAACUAAUAAAUCAUAAAAUGCAUUACAUUUAUUCACGUAGUUUCUUUACUAUAUUUUCUUCUUUACGAGCUGGAGGUGGCAGUAAUAAAAGACUUAAUGCUGAAGAUAUGGCUGAAUAUAGUAGAAAGAGAGAAGCGGCAAAUAAGAAAACUGUUAAUGAAAAACAACGACUAGUAAAUGUUAGACGACAAGAAAAAACAUGUCGCGAAUCUACUCAUCGAUUAAAAGAAAAAAUGGAAGAUUUAGAUAGACGCCGUAAACAAUUAGAGGAAGAGAAACUGGCGGUUUCUGAUCAAAAAGAAAAGGUUGGUUCAUAUGUGACGCAAUUAAAUGCGGACCUUGAAGCUGCCAGGAAAGAACUUGAAGCCGCUGUUGCCGAAAGGAAUUCUAUAAAUCAACAAGAAACUCAAUAUAAUCGAGAAUUACAAGAAACACUUAACAAACUUACGGUAGCCAGUGUAGACCAAAGGGAAUCGGAACGAGAACAAAAGAUGAAGGAAUGUUUAGAGAGUUUGAAGAGGGUCUUUUCAGGUGUUCACGGACGUCUUCUAGAUUUAUUCACCCCUAGUCAACGUAAAUAUGCUGUACCAGUAUCAAUAAUUCUUGGGAGAAAUAUGGAUGCUAUCAUUGUUGAUCAACAGAAAACCGCUAUUGAAUGUAUACAGUAUAUACGUGAACAACGUCUUGGUCAUGCUACAUUUAUUCCUCUCGACACAAUUGUAGUUAAACCAAUAAAUGACAAAUAUCGUAGCUUCAUGAAAGGGGCUAGAUUGGCGAUUGAUGUCAUUACUUAUAAUGAUAAGCUAGAAAGAGCAUUUCAAUAUGCUUGUGGAAAUACUCUGGUUUGUGAUACUUUGGAGAUAGCUAAAUACAUCUGCUAUGAAAAAAAUCAGCAGGUUAAAGCUGUUACACUUGAUGGUACGAUUAUCCAUAAGAGUGGUUUGGUUACUGGCGGGCAUAGCGAUGAUAUUUUAACCGGCGCAAAAAGAGUAGCAGAAAAGAGACGCGCUGACAAUAUUGAUGAAUUAAGACGUCAGAGAGAUGAUCUUUUAUCCAAAUUGAAUAACUUGAGCAAAUCUAAACGAAGGGGAAAUUUUGAAGAACAAAAGAAGAGCGAAAUAUCUGGACUAGAGUCUAGGCUGAAAUUUUCCCAGGAAGAAUUGAGUGUUAUCACACGUAAGCUCGAAUCAAUAAAUAGCGAAUUAAAUUUUAUCGCUAGUGAAACUAAUGAAUUACAGCCAAGAUGGAGAAAGGCUCAUUCAGAUUUAACAAAUUUUGAAAAUCAAAUUACACAGUUAGAAAAUACAAUACAUAGUAUUGAAGAUACCAUUUUUGAGGACUUCUGUGCGAAAAUUCAAGUUGCUAAUAUUCGUGAAUAUGAACAGCGUCAACUUCAGUUGGCGCAAGAAAUGGCCGAGAAGAGAUUGAAAUUUACAACUUUAAAAUCAAGGCUUCAAAAUCAAUUGAAGUUCGAAUCAGAGCAAAGGAAAGAAGCAGAAGAUCGGCUAAAUAAACUCGAAGCAGCGAUAAAAAAUGAUACUGAGAGGUUGACUCAACUCGGACAAGAAAAAGAACAAUUAUUGAGGGAUAAAAAGCUUAUUUCUGAUCAAAUUGCUGAAGCACAGAAUGCAUUAAAUGAAAUAAAGGAAUCUUUUGACGAGAAAACCGAUGCUGUUAAUGUGGCAAAGAGGAAGUUAUCCCAAAUAACAAAAGAGAUUGAACGAAUGAUGAAAGAAAUUGUAAACAAGGAAUCGGAUAUAGAGAAGUUAGAAGCAGAUCAAUUUUCUAUAUUCCGUAAAUGUAAAUUGGAAGAAAUCCAUUUACCUCUUGAAAGAGGAUCACUUGAUGAUAUACCAAUAAAAGACUCGCGGUUCCAAGACGAUGAUGAGAUGGAUAUAGAUGAAGAUGACGUUUUAUCGUCAAAUAGAGCUGGACCUAGUUCUACGGCAACAAGUUCUGGUUGGAAUGUUCAAGUUGAUUAUAGUUCAUUGACUGAUGAUCUUAAGGAGAAUGACGGGAUUGAAAUUGCAAAUGAGUUUGAAAAGAAACUUGAUGAGAAAUCUGCAAAAAUGGAAGAAAUAGCUCCUAUUUUAAAAGCCAUUGAACGUUUGGACGGUAUAGAACAACGUUUGCAUGACACAGAAAAGGAAUUUGAUAGCGCAAGGAGAGAAGCUAAAACAGCAAAGGAUAGGUUUAAUAAUGUCAAGCAAAAAAGAUGCAAACGAUUCCGCGCAGCUUAUGAUCAUAUUGAGAAAAACAUCGAUCGAAUAUAUAAAGAUCUGACAAAAAGUCGCAGUUUUCCUUUGGGCGGUACAGCAUACCUCAGUUUAGAAGACAAUGAGGAACCAUAUUUAGAUGGAGUCAAAUAUCAUGCUAUGCCUCCAAUGAAACGUUUUAGAGAUAUGGAACAAUUGUCUGGCGGUGAAAAAACUAUGGCAGCAUUAGCAUUACUUUUCGCUAUUCAUAGUUACCAGCCAUCACCUUUCUUUGUACUUGAUGAGGUAGAUGCUGCAUUGGAUAAUACUAACGUUGGUAAAAUUGCCAAUUACAUUCGAGAACACGCCUCUGACACCUUCCAAUUUAUCGUCAUCUCUCUUAAAAGUACUUUGUAUGAAAAGGCACAAGCUUUAGUUGGAAUCUAUCGAGAUCAAGAGGUGAACAGCAGUAAAACAUUAACUUUACAGGUAAUCAGUUUUCGCAAAAAUUUUUUAGUUAUCUUUUUUAUAGAAAACAAGUAUACUGAUUUGGUUCGUUUUCUUACUCAUAUUCAGCUUGAUAAAUUUCAAGAAUGA
Molecule: messenger RNA, 3837 nt
Organism: Rhizophagus irregularis DAOM 181602=DAOM 197198
Lineage: Eukaryota; Fungi; Glomeromycota; Glomeromycetes; Glomerales; Glomeraceae
Source: RefSeq, a predicted model, not a curated record